Neocloeon triangulifer is the source of this 1978-nucleotide messenger RNA. Its product is annotated as tyrosine-protein kinase Src64B-like. The transcript has 9 exons. Lineage: Eukaryota; Metazoa; Arthropoda; Insecta; Ephemeroptera; Baetidae. Bases 54 to 1613 code for a protein of 519 amino acids. Gene Ontology annotation, cellular component: extrinsic component of cytoplasmic side of plasma membrane. Gene Ontology annotation, molecular function: ATP binding; non-membrane spanning protein tyrosine kinase activity; signaling receptor binding. Gene Ontology annotation, biological process: cell differentiation; innate immune response; cell surface receptor protein tyrosine kinase signaling pathway. The record is from RefSeq and is a predicted model, not a curated record.
UGCAAAAGUUGUACAUAUAGAGGAAAGAGCCGUUGUCCGUGGCGACAACCAAAAUGGGCUGUUGCUGCAGCUCCUGCAGAAAGAAGCAAAACAGACCCAGCGCGUCUUUCAACAAAGAACCAGAUGCAGUGCAACAAGGAAGUAGCAACAAUUACCAGACCCAGACGAGACCCAGUCUCGCUGCUCCAUCGCAAAAUACGUUGCCGACUGCAUUGGCUCAAGUUGAAGACAUUGCAGGCCGCAAAGUGGUGAUCGGCGUUUUCGACUACCGAGCCAAGGAGGAUGGCGACCUCUCUUUCAGAAAGGGUGACAGGAUGGUCGUCAUUAGCGACGCAAAUCCAGACUGGUGGACAGUUCGUCACUUGGUGACCGGUCAAGACGGACUCAUCCCGUCUAAUUACGUUGCCGAGGAGCGCUCCAUCGAGAGUGAAGAUUGGUUUUUUGCAAACACUCCUCGAAGGGAGGCGGAAAAACUGCUCCUGGCGAAUGGAAAUCCCCGUGGAACGUUCCUUAUCAGAAACUCGGAGCACAGCCCGACCGGCUACAGCCUGAGCGUGCGGGACGUCGAGGAAACUAAGGGUGACCAUGUCAAGCACUACAAGAUCAAGGCGAGCCCUGACAAAGCGCUGUACCACAUCGCCGUCAACUACCCAUUUCCAAAUCUGCAGUCGCUCGUCCAAGCCUACAGCAAAAACUCGCACGGCCUUUGUUGCACGCUGACCCAACCAUGUCCGAAGCCGCGCCCGGAAAUGUGGGAUUUAUCGCCUUCCCACAGAGACCAAUGGGAAAUCGAUCGGAACGAAAUCAGUCUGACCAAGAAACUCGGGUCAGGAAACUUCGGCGAAGUUUGGCUUGGCACUUGCAAGAACCAACAGGUGGCCAUCAAGACCCUGAAGCCAGGGUCAAUGUCUCCUCAGGCCUUUUUGGAGGAGGCUGCCAUAAUGAAGAAGUUCCGCCACAAGAACCUGGUCGCUCUGUAUGCAGUUUGCUCAAAGGACGAGCCCAUGUACAUCAUCCAGGAGUUCAUGAAAAAGGGUUCGCUGCUCGACUACAUGCGCAACGGCGAGGGCAAGUGUCUGCUCACCAAUGACCUUAUUCACAUUUCAGCACAGAUUGCCAGUGGCAUGGAGUACUUGGAAAAGCUCAACCUGAUCCACAGGGACAUUGCGGCCAGGAAUAUUUUAGUCACUGACAAUAAUUUGGUCAAAAUUUGCGAUUUUGGCCUUGCGAGGUUGAUCGAGGAUGAUGAGUAUUGCCCAAAAGCAGGUGGUCGCUUUCCUAUCAAAUGGACGGCACCAGAGGCGAUCAUGUACAACCGGUUCACGAUCAAGUCGGACGUUUGGUCGUACGGCAUUUUGCUGAUGGAAAUCUUCACGUACGGCCAGGUGCCGUACCCUGGGAUGAACACCAGAGACGUGAUCGACGCGUUGGAAAGAGGUUAUCGCAUGUCCAAGCCGACCAACGUGCCCGUCCCGGACGACGUGUACAACGUGAUGACGCUGUGCUGGGACGCGACGCCCGAAAAGAGGCCCACCUUCGACUACCUCAAGCACUUCUUCGAGGACUUCAGCGUCUCCACCGAACUCGCGUAUCGCGAACCAGAAAACGUCUAGAUCAAAAUCUCGAUCUUGCCAAACUACUUCAUACAAUCGAAUGGAAGUCAACUAGUCCGUUUAAUUUGUAAAACAAGCUUAUAUAAUUUGUAAAUACAUAAUACUCUUGACAUAAUUUUCGAGCCUGUUGCUGAAAAUUCAAGAAAUUUUAAUUCGUUUGACUUUUUUUGGGAGAAAGAGUGUGUGUUUAAAAUGGAAUAUGCUUUAAUCUGACCCUGCAUUGUAAAGUAACUUAUUUUCUUAUCUUUUAUGAAAAAAGUAUUAAUGUAAUUUUAACCACGCAAUGCUUCUAUUAUUAAAAUAAUGAGCUUUAUCAAAUGAAUAAAAACAUAUUGUUUGUUCUCAUGUAAAAAUACCAAAUUUUA